AUGAACGAUCCUCGUUUCAACAGUGAGAUUGACAUGAGGACAGGAUACAAGACGAAUCUGAUCCUCUGUAUGCCCAUAUGCAACUACGAUGGAGACGUGAUUGGCGUCGCUCAGAUCAUCAAUAAAACGGACGACUCCGACGAGUUCACCUCACACGAUGUCGAAGUUUUCCAAAGGUACCUCACGUUCUGCGGCAUUGGGAUUCAGAACGCUCAGCUCUUCGAAGUUUCCGUGCUCGAGUACAGACGGAAUCAAAUACUGUUGAACUUGGCGCGCAGCAUCUUCGAGGAGCAGAACAACCUCGAGUGUCUGGUCACGAAGAUAAUGCGAGAGGCACAGGAUCUGCUGAACUGCGAGAGGUGCGCUGUGUACUUAUUGGAUUUGGACUGCUGCGAGGCGAGUCAUUUGGAAAAUAUAAUCGAACGUCCUGGAAGGAUAAUAGAGAGACACGCGCCUUUGAAUCGACUGCAGAGCGACAAUGUGAGUCCUGAAGAUAUGAUGGAUGGAGGAACAACCAACAAGUGCAAAUUCACCACGAUCUUCGAGCUUCGCGACGGCGGAUCCAACACCUUAGUAUCGAGGCCAUCGUCGUUCGAUCUCCAGUGCUCGACUUUAGCUCAGAUCGCAGGAUACGCGGCAAGUAGAGGACAAAUUCUCAACAUCGGCGACGUGCAGACGUGGCUCAACGAGCAGCACACGGAAGGAGAUGCGGAAUCUGCAAGAACAAUCCUCUGUAUGCCCAUCAUCAACGGCCAGAAGACCCUGAUCGGCGUAGCUCAAUUAAUAAACAAAGCGAACGCCGUUCCUUUCACCGACUGCGAUGUUUCCUUGUUCGAAGCCUUCGCGAUCUUCUGCGGUCUUGGUAUACAUAACACGCAGAUGUACGAGAACGCCUGCAAGCUGAUGGCCAAGCAGAAGGUGGCUUUGGAAUGUCUUUCGUAUCAUGCGACUGCCAGCAACGAUGCGACGGAGAGGUUGCUCAAGGAGGAUAUUCCGACGGCGGAUCGCUUCAAUUUGUACAGUUUCACGUUCAUUGAUUUCGAGCUCAACGAUGAGGACACGUGCAAAGCCACAAUUCGGAUGUUCCUGGAAUGCAAUUUGGUCCAGCAAUUUCACAUCCCCUACGACGUAUUGUGUAGGUGGAUUUUGAGCGUGAAAAAGAACUACAGGCCUGUGAAGUACCACAACUGGAGGCACGCACUGAACGUCGCGCAGACGAUGUUCGCAAUGUUCAAGACUGGAAAGAUGGAUCGUUUCAUGACCGACCUGGAGAUCCUCGGCCUGCUGGUAGCUUGCCUCUGCCACGAUCUGGAUCACCGCGGCACGAACAACGCUUUCCAGACGAAAACCGAAUCCCCGUUGGCAAUUUUAUACAGUACCAGCACCAUGGAACACCAUCAUUUCGAUCAGUGCGUGAUGAUCCUCAAUACGGACAGCAAUAAUAUAUUUCAAGCCUUAUCACCUGAAGAUUACAGGAGAGUCAUGAAGCUAGUAGAAACGGCAAUUCUAUCGACGGAUUUGGCCAUGUAUUUCAAGAAGAAAAGCAUGUUUUUGGAUCUCAUCGAAGACGGCGAAUUCGAUUGGCAGAGCGACGAUAAGAAGGAACUUCUUUCUGGUAUGAUGAUGACCGCUUGCGAUGUGAGCGCAAUUGCGAAGCCUUGGGACGUCCAACACAGGGUGGCAAAGCUCGUCGCCGACGAGUUCUUCGAUCAAGGAGAUUUGGAAAAGAUGCAACUCAAAGAACAACCUGUUGCGAUGAUGGACAGAGAGAGGAAGGACGAGUUGCCCCAAAUGCAGGUCGGAUUCAUCGACGUCAUCUGCCUUCCACUGUACCGAGUCCUAUCCGAUACAUUCCCAUGGGUGGAGCCCCUUUAUCAGGGCACAGUUGAGAACAGGAAGCAUUGGCAGGAUCUGGCUGAAAAAGUCGAGAUGGGUUUGACCUGGAUCGACCACGAUACCAUCGAUAAACCAGUCGAAGCUUUUACCGAUCCUGAAGAAACGAAGGAUAUCGAGUUAACAGUUCAAACUCUACACACGGUGCAGCCACCACCGCAGAUCAAUCAGAAGAUGAAGAGGAGACACAAGAUCUGCACGAUGCUGUGACACUAGUUGCUGUGACCCAUUUCAGAAUCAAAUAAUUCGUGUACAUACUUGUUUUUUUUUGUUAUUGAUUUAUUUUUGAUGAAUUACUUUUUGGGAGAGAGGUGCGUUGCUCAUAUACAGAGUGUUUCCCUUCAUUAAUUGGAUUGGAUAAUUGCAAGUGAUGAAGACGUUCACGUAAACUUCACUUUCUUCGAAGUACUUUUUUGUUGUUAUUGGUUUUUCGUGUGGAAGCAUAGCAUGUGAUAUGAUAUAAGUCAUCUAUUUUUUUGUUUUUGUUUGUCUUUCGUUCCGAAGAACCCGCAGUAGUUUUACAUGUAUACAGUGCAUAGGGUAUACCAGUAUUUUAUGUAUAGACCUUAGACCUAAACCUAAACAGAAACUAAUAAUAAACUAAAAAAUAAAUAUAUAUUAUGUAAACCAGUUAAAUGUAAGAACUGUGAGUGUGCAGACAGUUAAAUUUUUUGGCGUGUUUCAUGCGUAUACUAAAUAUGUUGCAUUAUUGAAGGAAGAAUAAAGCUGUUGAGCUUUAUUUUGAUUUUGUUCAGAUCAUCUUUACAUCCAUCUCUUCACACACACAAACACACACACAAAAAAAAAACUUUUUGUAAACCAAGCAAUAAUACACCUAUGAUCUUUCAUUAUAUU
This is a messenger RNA of Nicrophorus vespilloides, 2748 nucleotides long. RefSeq names its product cGMP-specific 3',5'-cyclic phosphodiesterase. Gene Ontology annotation, biological process: signal transduction. Bases 1 to 2103 code for a protein of 700 amino acids. Lineage: Eukaryota; Metazoa; Arthropoda; Insecta; Coleoptera; Silphidae. The transcript has 9 exons. The record is from RefSeq and is a predicted model, not a curated record. Gene Ontology annotation, molecular function: 3',5'-cyclic-nucleotide phosphodiesterase activity; protein binding.